This is a messenger RNA of Solanum stenotomum, 1422 nucleotides long. RefSeq names its product protein DETOXIFICATION 16-like. Gene Ontology annotation, cellular component: membrane. NCBI's taxonomy places the organism in Eukaryota, Viridiplantae, Streptophyta, Magnoliopsida, Solanales, Solanaceae. Gene Ontology annotation, molecular function: xenobiotic transmembrane transporter activity; antiporter activity. Gene Ontology annotation, biological process: xenobiotic detoxification by transmembrane export across the plasma membrane. The transcript is spliced from 7 exons. The record is from RefSeq and is a predicted model, not a curated record. The coding region runs from base 1 to 1422 and encodes 473 amino acids.
AUGGAUAUUGAAGAAAGGAAAGAAGACCUUGAGUGUCCCAAUUUAGGAAUUGAGAGAAAAUAUGAUGAGAUUUUUGUACAAGUGAAGAAGUUAUUGGUAUUGGCAGGGCCUUUGAUGUUAGUUAAUAUUUUGUUAUAUUCCUUACAAGUGAUCUCUGUUAUGUUUGUUGGUCAUCAAGGAGAGUUAGCUCUUUCUGGUGCUUCAAUGGCUACUUCCUUUGCCUUUGUUACCGGUUUCGGCUUGUUGAUGGGAAUGGGAAGUGCAUUGGAAACACUGUGUGGUCAAUCAUAUGGUGCAAAUCAAUAUCAUAUGCUUGGUAUUCAUAUGCAAAGGGCAAUGUUUGUUAAUCUUUUGGCUAGCAUACCACUUGCUUGUAUUUGGGCUAAUGCAGGACGUAUUCUUGUAAUCUUGAGACAAGAUCCGGAAAUAGCAGCUGAAGCAGGAAUUUAUGCACGCUUCAUGAUACCGAGCAUCUUUGCCUAUGGACUACUUGAAUGCCAAAUUAGGUUUCUACAAGCUCAAAACAAUGUUGUCCCUAUGAUGCUUACUGCAGGAGGCACCGCGCUGCUGCAUGUUUUUGGUUGUUGGAUUCUUGUGCUCAAAUCUGGCCUUGGAAGCAGAGGAGCUGCUCUGGCUAAUGCUACAUCUUACUGGAUUAAUGUGUUCUCGUUAGUUGCGUAUAUUAAGAUAUCACCUUCCUUCAAAAGUACUUGGACCGGAUUCUCAACUGAAGCAUUUUCUGAUAUCCCAAGAUAUCUUAAACUAGCAGUUCCCUCCGCUCUCAUGAUAUGCUUGGAGAUAUGGUCGUUUGAAAUGAUGGUUCUGUUGUCUGGUCUUCUUCCUAAUCCGAAAUUAGAAACCUCAGUUCUUUCCAUCAGCCUUAAUACAUCUGCUAUGGUACAUAUGUUGCCUCAAGGACUAGGUGGAGCUACAAGUGUAAGAGUUUCCAAUGAAUUGGGAGCUGGACGACCAAAAAUAGCUCGUCUUGUAGCGCGUACUGCAACAAUCUUAGCUACUACAGAAGGCAUUCUAGUAGCUAUUGUCAUGGUUUCGAUCCGUAAAGUCUGGGGCCAUUGUUAUAGCAAUGAAGAAGAAAUAGUGAAAUAUGUUGGGAAAAUGUGUUUCUUUUUAGCAGGAUCUCACUUCUUAGAUGCACAUCAAUCUAUAUUUUCAGGUAUUGCUAGAGGAUGUGGGUGGCAAAAGAUAGGUGCAUAUGUCAAUUUGGGAGCCUUUUAUCUGUGGGGAAUACCAAUUGGUAUUGUGUUAGCUUUUGUCUAUCAUGUUGGAGGAAAGGGACUUUGGUUGGGAAUCAUUCUGGCCAUUUCCGCUCAAGUUGUGAUUUACUCUGUUGUUAUUCUGAGAACAAAUUGGGAUGAACAGGCAAAGAAAGCAGCAGUUAGGGUGACUCAAGAGUCAACAUAG